UUCCUUGGCGAUUCCGUUGAUGAAACUGGUCGGUUUGAAAACAGAGGAAAUGGCUGAAGAAGGACGAUUCACCACGAUUAUCGUCGAUGCUGAUUUCUCCCCUGGAUUCCGCAGGAGCGGUCUAAUAACCGAAUCACCAGUGGCAUCACCUACUGCCUCCGGAGGAGAAUGGGACAAUCAGAUUCACAGGGAGGAAGAAAGUUGUGCUACUAAGGCCACGAUCGCAGGCAAAGAAUUUUUUAAGGAGCAACAAACGCAAGUAAUGCAGCUUGUCCACCUGCUUAGACAAAUUGAAAACCGAGUCAAUUCUCACCGGGAUGACAUUCUUGAGAGCCUUGCCACUCGGCGGGGCUUCCUCCAAAAACUUUUCCGGAAAGCCUCUAAUUUUAUAUCUCUUCAAAGUCAAAACCACGACACGCUUCUGAUCACACGGAAGCUUCAUCAAGUCAUAUAUGAUAAAACAGAUGCAGUCCUUAGCUCGGUAGAGGAUGGUAUACAGAGCCUAAUGCGAGAUUUAACUAAACAAAUGUGUAACCCGAUGGUGGAUUAUGUCAAAGGCCUGAAAGCUGAGUUGAAGUUUGGAACAUGUGCGCGCUUGCUGGCUGUUGUGGAUGAGAUGGAAAGAUCUAUGAGAAAUGGUAGGAUUGAGUUGGAGGAAGCAAGAAGGAGGAUCAAACUAGCAGAGGAGGGAAGGAUCAAGGCAUUGUGCAAGCUAAAGGAGUCUGAAGAAAAGAUGAUGAGAUUGGACGAAUACCUUGAGUUCCUAGCCGGGAUCGAAAAAGAGCAUAUUGAACAUCUUGUUUCACAGAAGUUCUUUGGCAGGAAGGAAGCUGAAGAAAACGAUUACAAGCUAGUGUGGGAACUGCAGAGGAAGAAGAGGAAGUUUGAGACACCUGGGAGUCCCAUGGGGCCUAAAGAACUUCUGUACUUUGAGAGCAGCAAGAAGCCUCAUCAAUCUACGAGAGAAAGACCUGCAUUCUCUCACAGGCCAGUCAUUGGGAGUCAUUUGCAAGCUCUGAGUCCACAAACCCCAUGCCUGGACACUCGGAUCCCCUUGGGCUUAUCACCUUCAUCAGCAAUUCAGCAUGUGGUUUCGCGCAAGCGCAUCAGCCCAUUUCCCCUGAAUUCUUGAUGAAAUGCGUAAAGUUUGUUGGCAUUUUCAAUGUCAAUGUAAUAAAAAGAAC
Molecule: messenger RNA, 1184 nt
Organism: Theobroma umbraticum
Lineage: Eukaryota; Viridiplantae; Streptophyta; Magnoliopsida; Malvales; Malvaceae
Source: RefSeq, a predicted model, not a curated record